This is a messenger RNA of Tetrahymena thermophila SB210, 669 nucleotides long. Its product is annotated as transmembrane protein, putative. The record is from RefSeq and is a predicted model, not a curated record. NCBI's taxonomy places the organism in Eukaryota, Ciliophora, Oligohymenophorea, Hymenostomatida, Tetrahymenidae. The transcript has a single exon.
AUGAACUAAUUAAUACUACUGAUUUUUUAGAUUAUUUUUUACCAUCAGAUAAAAAUUUUUUUAAUUUCUAAAUAAAAUUUAGCUUUAAAUUAUAUUAUAAAAUAAGAAUUACUAAAAUAAUAAAGAAAACUACCAUGUUCUCAACCCUAUCAAAGUGUUUUUGUAGUUUUUAUGAAUUAAAAUAAUUAUACUAAGGCUGAAGUCACCCUAGAUGAAGAUGACCUCUUUGUUUUGAAUUCUUUAGUCCCCUAUGAAAACAUGUAGACAAUCCUUGUUAUCCUAAAAAUGAUCUUAAUGAUGAACUUAUUAACUCACAUAUAAGAUAUAUUAAUUUUAUUGCUCUGCUUACUAGAGACAAACCUGAUUACCCUCAAUUUUUAUCUAAUUUGCUUAAAAAAUGUGAGGAAAUUGCACAAGAAAUGGAAAAUUACAUCAUAAAAAGGCUUCAUAAAUAUAAUAUGUAUAAAUAUUAUUUUAGUAUAUAACUAAUAAACUCUAUUUGCUUGCAUAGCUUUAUAAAUAAUGUGUUUUAACUAUUAAAAUAAUAACAAUAACAAUAACUGUAACUUACUUUUUAAAGCAAAAAAAAGUAAUUUUUAGAUUUAAAAGCAAAAAAAAAAAUAUUUUCUAUUUUUUAAAAAUUAAAGCAUUUUUUAAAAAUAGGGAUGA